This is a messenger RNA of Dalotia coriaria, 669 nucleotides long. It is a transcript of the gene RpL12, whose product is annotated as ribosomal protein L12. Gene Ontology annotation, biological process: translation. Lineage: Eukaryota; Metazoa; Arthropoda; Insecta; Coleoptera; Staphylinidae. The record is from RefSeq and is a predicted model, not a curated record. Bases 130 to 627 code for a protein of 165 amino acids. Gene Ontology annotation, molecular function: structural constituent of ribosome; large ribosomal subunit rRNA binding. The transcript has 4 exons. Gene Ontology annotation, cellular component: ribosome; cytosolic large ribosomal subunit.
UUGCAUGGUUACUAUAGCUCUUUUCGUGAACGUUCAUCACCGCGGUGCGUACGUUCAAUUUUUAAAUCCACAAACAUCCUUGUGGUUUUCAUCCCUAUUAGUGUAAAAAGCUAAUAACAAAACACAAACAUGCCACCAAAAUUCGAUCCCAACGAAGUUAAAUAUGUGUACAUGAGGUGUGUUGGUGGCGAAGUUGGUGCCACUUCCUCCUUGGCUCCUAAAAUUGGUCCAUUGGGUCUGUCUCCAAAGAAAGUUGGUGACGAUAUUGCCAAGGGUACCGCUGACUGGAAAGGUCUUAAGAUCACUGUCCAGCUGAAAAUCCAAAACAGACAAGCUACAAUUUCUGUCUGCCCAUCAGCUGCUUCAUUGAUCAUUAAAGCUUUGAAGGAACCUCCACGUGACAGGAAGAAGGUUAAGAACAUUAAACAUAGUGGCAAUAUCACCUUUGAUGAUAUCCUCAGCAUUGCAAGACAAAUGAGGCCACGUUCAAUGGCGAAACAGUUGUCCGGCACCGUGAAGGAAGUGCUUGGUACCGCGCAGUCAGUCGGUUGCACUGUUGAUGGUAAGAACCCACACGACGUGAUUGACGAGGUAAACAAUGGCAGUUUAGAAGUGCCCGAAGAAUAGACGUUUAAUUCUUUGAUAAAAUAUAAAAUUUAAAAAAAACAA